Molecule: messenger RNA, 516 nt
Organism: Pelobates cultripes (western spadefoot toad)
Lineage: Eukaryota; Metazoa; Chordata; Amphibia; Anura; Pelobatidae
Source: the annotation of a GenBank genome assembly
AUGCUCCAAAAACCCAGCCUUGAUGCAGGAGGAGGGGACCUCCCAGACCGUCCUGCAGGCCCAUGCCAGGGACCGGAGUCACCCCUGGGUCCCAGCUGGGGAGGGGGUCACCUUCCUAGUGAGACACUCGGUAUGUAUACCGCUCAUUGGGGGAAAGGGGCGUGUAGCUAGCGCUCCCUUUACCACCCGGCAGACACGUGCAGUCUGCGGAUCAAGCUGGCUGCGGUAAGCAGCCACGUGUGUAAGCGCCAGUCCCGGCUACUUCGCUCGAUUGUGAGCACGCACGUGAUCGGCAGGAAAACAGACACAGGACCACCAGAGGUGUACUUUGUUGUCCCGAGGCUUGGGGGGAUCGAAGGAGGUCGAAAAGGUUGGCCUCCUGAAGCCCCUGAGCGGUACAAAAACCCGUUGGAAAUCAGGAAUAGGGACAGUAGGAAAAGGUGAGGGAUAGAUAAAGGGUAUAGCCCCAUAAGGCAAGGAAAAAAUAGAAACUCCCCACGAACCAUAGCAGACUAG